UGCCUUUCACUUUCUUCUUCGCAGCUUUCUGCUUUCUGUCUUUUUGGGAGUAUUCCAUGCAAAUGAACAAGUAGAUACCGAGAUUUUGUGAUUUUUAUUUUGGGACUCUCCGGCGACUCACGUCCCCGUUCGGUGGAAUGAAUCAACUCACCGUCAUCAAGACCAUCAAUUCUCGCCGGAGAAGGUUGAAAAUCCGGCGACUCAAGUAUACUUGUCAAACAAAGACGCAUCUCACUAUAGCCGGUGGGCAGAAGAAAGAAUCUAGUGACUCUGUUCAUAAAGCAAAAGCAAGUGAUCGUUCGGCGGAGAUAUCUUUAUCAUUAACAUCCUCUUCAGAUGACGCUUCAUCUAAAAAGGAAGUCGUCAUGUCUAGUUUCGAAGAAAAUGAAUUCGAGAAAAGCGACGAUUUGCAGGGUCUUAUGCGGAUAUCAUAUGGAUCGGUUUCUGUAAUAGGUAGAAGGAGAGAGAUGGAGGACGCUGUCAGAGUAGAAUUAGGUUUUACGGCCAAAGGAGGCGAAAAGUAUGACUUUUUUGGUGUUUAUGACGGCCACGGUGGUGCUCGUGUGGCAGAGGCUUGCAGGGAGAGGUUGCACAGAGUGCUUGAGGAAGAAAUAGUUGAAGGUAAGGAAGGAUUGGGAAUAGAGUGGAACAAGGUGAUGGAAGGGUGUUUUCGGAGGAUGGAUGAGGAAGUAGAGAAAGAUAGGAUGGUCGGGUCGACGGCGGUGGUGGCGGUGGUCAGCAAAGAUGAGGUUGUGGUGGCUAAUUGUGGGGAUUCUAGAGCUGUGCUUUGUAGGGCCGGUGUAGCCGUGCCGCUGUCUAUUGAUCAUAAGCCUGACAGACCCGAUGAAUUGGAGAGAGUUGAAGCUGCUGGUGGAAGAAUUAUCAACUGGAAUGGUCACCGUGUUCUAGGAGUUCUUGCCACUUCCAGAUCUAUAGGUGAUCAGUAUCUGAAACCGUUUGUAAUAUGCGAACCUGAAGUCACUGUGAAUAAACGAACCAAAGUUGAUGAGUUCUUGAUACUAGCGAGCGAUGGGUUAUGGGAUGUGAUUUCCAAUGAAGUGGCAUGCCAGAUUGUGAGGAGAUGUUUAAGAGGCCGGAUGAGAAGGAAGAUAUCCCAAGAGGUAUUGAGUGAAGGCCGUGCAGCUGAGGCUGCAGCAGUGCUAGUGGAGCUAGCAGUUACUCGGGGUAGCAAAGAUAAUAUUAGCGUGGUGGUGGUUGAGCUUAAUAAACUUGGCAGCAUUUCUUAAGUUAUACCUGAUCUCUGGUAGCAGUACUUGCGAGGCUUAAACUUACCAUCAUGAUGAAGAAAGUGAAAAGUUUGAUGAUCAUUUGGGUGGUGUCAUCACUCAUCACUUCUUGUAAAUGGUUGAACGGUAGAAUUCUUUUUUCAAGUCCUUCCAAGAUCUGUAACGAUCAUAAUGAGGUCAUGGCCUUUUUUUUAGUAGCAGUUUUUUUUUCCGGUCAAUAUUCUACGCUUACGGUUCAUCAACUUUCAUGGUGGUGUUAACUCAAAUUUUGUUUGUAUCUUCUCUGUGGAGUACUCCCUUCGUCCCCUCCCUCGUGAGAGUAAACAAUUCCCGAUAACUUGUGUAAACCCUGGAACAUAAGAAAUAAUAGUAUGUAAAUAAUAUGCUCAUUUAAUAGAAAAUUAUUUUAUGUUAAA
Manihot esculenta (cassava) is the source of this 1663-nucleotide messenger RNA. RefSeq names its product protein phosphatase 2C 51. The coding region runs from base 138 to 1247 and encodes 369 amino acids. Gene Ontology annotation, biological process: protein dephosphorylation. The record is from RefSeq and is a predicted model, not a curated record. Gene Ontology annotation, cellular component: cytosol; nucleus. Gene Ontology annotation, molecular function: protein serine/threonine phosphatase activity; cation binding. NCBI's taxonomy places the organism in Eukaryota, Viridiplantae, Streptophyta, Magnoliopsida, Malpighiales, Euphorbiaceae. The transcript has 3 exons.